UCGAUUCAACAGACGCCGGAGAUGCAGAAGGAGGGCAAGCUUCCCGGCGUGAACCUGGCAGGAAAGCUGCUCAAUGAACCUGGUCAGCCAGAGAGGCAGUGCGUGGUGAUCAGGGUCGAAAGAGAGAAGGAAGUGGGCCACGCCAGCGCAGUGCUGCUGGAGACGCUGCGGUGCCGUGCAGAUGCCACAGCCGAAAGAUUGGGCCCUGAGCACCGUUUUGCGCUUUUGGCACUGAGCCGGCUCGCGGACGUGCUGGUGGCCCGCGGCGCCUUCGCCGAGGCCGUGCCUCUGCGGCGCCGAGUCCUGGAGGGCCACGAGCGGCACCUGGGCCCCGAGCACUACGACACGCUCGCCUGUGUGCACAACUUGGCGUCGGUGCUGCAUUACCUGGGGAAGCGCAGCGAGGCGGAGGCCUUCUACCGCCGAGCUCUUGCAGGAAAGGAAGCACAGUUUGGCGCAAAUCAUCCGUCCACGCUCACCUCCAUGAACAACCUUGCAGCGCUCCUGCGGCAGCGGGGGAAGCUGGAGGAGGCUGAAGAACUGCAACGCAAAGCGCUCGCUGGUCAUGAAGCGCAGCUGGGAGCGAGCCAUCCCAACACGCUUAUCAUCCUGAACAUUCUCGCUAUGAUCGUCGAGUCGCAAGGCAAAUUGGAAGAGGCAGAAGGUCUCUACCGCCGAGCAUUGGAAGGAAGCGAGUCCCAACUGGGACCCCAACAUCCGCACAUGCUCACUUUUGUGAACAACUUGGCCGAUCUCUUGUCCAAGCAGGGCAAGUUGGAGGAGGCGGAAGGGCUGCACCGCCGAGCAUUGGAAGGCAAAGAGUCCCAACUGGGACCGCAACAUCCCAGCACGCUCGUCUCGGUGGACAACUUGGCCAUGCUCUUGUGCAAGCAGGGCAAGUUGGAGGAGGC
Messenger RNA from Cladocopium goreaui, 911 nucleotides. NCBI's taxonomy places the organism in Eukaryota, Dinophyceae, Suessiales, Symbiodiniaceae. The record is from the annotation of a GenBank genome assembly.